This is a messenger RNA of Dermochelys coriacea (leatherback sea turtle), 357 nucleotides long. RefSeq names its product 40S ribosomal protein S19-like. The record is from RefSeq and is a predicted model, not a curated record. Gene Ontology annotation, molecular function: RNA binding; structural constituent of ribosome. Gene Ontology annotation, biological process: translation; ribosomal small subunit assembly. Lineage: Eukaryota; Metazoa; Chordata; Testudines; Dermochelyidae. Gene Ontology annotation, cellular component: cytosolic small ribosomal subunit; ribosome.
AUGCCUGGUGCCAUGGUGAAAGACAUUAACCAGCAGGAGUUCAUCCAGGCCCUGUCUGCCUUCUUCAAGAAGUCAAGUAAACUGAAGAUACUCAAGUGUGUGGAGAUGGUCAAACCAACCAAACACAAAGAUCUGGCCUCUUACGAUGAGAACAGGUUCUAUACCAGAGUGGCUUACACAGUACCUUCGGUGACCAAGGUCUACAGAGGCAAUGGUGUGAUGCCUAGACACUUCAGUCGGGGCUCCGAGGGGCUCAAAAUGAUGGAGGAUCAGGAUGGCAGUCACACACUCUCCCCUCAGGGACAGAGAGAUCUGGACAGAAUUUGCCAGUUGGCAGCUGCAAAGAAGAAACAUUAA